UAUGGAGACAAUUUGUUUAUAAAAAAGAAAAAAAAAAUGAAAAUUUAAUUAUGAAAAGUAAAGUGAAUGUAAACCAUCAACAACAAGUACAAUUACAUGUGAUAAAAGUAUGCAUUGGGGUAAGGCUAGGUGAUUUGCUAUGAUCAUUGGAGAAUUAAACUUUUUUUUUUUUUUAUUAACACACAUUGUUAUCAUUUAAUAAAAAAAAAAAAAAAAAUAUAAUAAUCAACAUAUCACAUACUUUCAUUGUGUCAGUUGCUUCAACCAAGUAUUUAUCGUUAACACAAAAUGAUGAUGAGAAUGUCAUUUUGGUUUGGCACAGAUUUGGGUACAUUUUUAUUUUCUGGUAUCAAUGUCAAUACAGUUGGAUGUUUCAUAGCAACAUGUAUUGUAAUUGGUGUAUUAGCUAUUGCAUAUGAAGGCAUGAAAACACUUCAAUUAAAACUUCAUAAAAAAAGCAAAGCUAGUAUGAUGGCUAAUACCACUAGGUCCAAUGAAAAUUCAUCACUUUUAUCAAAAAUUGUACCCAGUAUUCCUUCAAGUUCUUCUGUUUGGCAUGCUCUUGGACAAUGGUUACUUGAGGUGCUUCAUUUUUCACUUCAUAAUACUCUUGGAUAUAUUUUGAUGCUUGCUGCAAUGACAUACAAUGUUUAUAUUUGUAUGGCUCUUGUGAUAGGUGCUGCAAUUGGAUAUUUUGUUUUUGGUAUUGCCUUGUUGGAUUUAAACUUGAGUGAAAUUCGUCAAACAUAUAAUUCAAUAUCUUGUGAACCAGAAUGUUCAGAUGCUAUUGUCCCAGUAGAAAGACAACAAUCAACAGUAUCAAAUAUUGCUGAACAAAUUGUAUCUGAAAUUAAUGCUGAUGUUCAUGGAAGCAGUUCUCAACAAGUUUAAUUAAAUUAAUUUUAAAUUUUUAAAUUUUUUAUUGAAGCAAUAUUCAGAACGAAAAGGCUGAUGAUGUUUUUAUUAUUAAAAAUAAGUAAUGAGUCA
Aphidius gifuensis is the source of this 987-nucleotide messenger RNA. RefSeq names its product high affinity copper uptake protein 1-like. Gene Ontology annotation, molecular function: copper ion transmembrane transporter activity. Bases 289 to 891 code for a protein of 200 amino acids. The record is from RefSeq and is a predicted model, not a curated record. The transcript is spliced from 5 exons. Gene Ontology annotation, biological process: copper ion transmembrane transport; intracellular copper ion homeostasis. Lineage: Eukaryota; Metazoa; Arthropoda; Insecta; Hymenoptera; Braconidae. Gene Ontology annotation, cellular component: plasma membrane.